Messenger RNA from Acaulospora morrowiae, 1379 nucleotides. NCBI's taxonomy places the organism in Eukaryota, Fungi, Glomeromycota, Glomeromycetes, Diversisporales, Acaulosporaceae. The record is from the annotation of a GenBank genome assembly.
CUCAUGAGUCAAACAAAGAUGUAAACCUUAAUGGGUUAAAAACCAAAUAUUCAAGAUCUAAUAAAUUGUCGAAUCAGCCGAAACUGGUGGAUAUCAUUGCUGCUAUACCUGAACAAUACAAAAGUGUAUUAAUGGGAAAACUAAAAGCAAAGCCAAUUAGGACUGCUAGUGGGAUUGCAGUUGUGGCAGUAAUGUGUAAACCACAUAGGUGUCCCCAUAUAGCCGUGACUGGAAAUGUUUGUGUGUAUUGUCCAGGUGGACCUGAUUCAGAUUUUGAAUAUUCAACACAGUCAUACACAGGAUAUGAACCCACGAGUAUGAGAGCUAUUCGUGCGAGAUAUCACCCUUUGGAGCAGGCGAGAGGCCGUGUGGAUCAAUUGAGAAGCCUAGGACAUAACGUUGAUAAGGUCGAAUACAUAAUUAUGGGAGGCACAUUCAUGUCAUUACCUGAGGAUUAUAGGAAUUGGUUUAUUUCUAACUUGCAUAAUGCCCUAUCGGGUCAUACUGCUGAUGGUGUUGAUGAAGCUGUUAGAUACUCUGAGAAAAGUAUGACAAAGUGUAUUGGUAUCACGAUCGAGACAAGACCUGAUUACUGCUUGAAGCCACAUUUAAGUCAAAUGCUUAGAUAUGGAUGCACCAGACUUGAGAUAGGAGUUCAAAGCGUGUAUGAAGAUGUGGCGAGAGAUACGAAUCGUGGUCAUACGGUCAAAGCCGUAACCGAAACGUUUCAAUUAGCAAAGGAUACAGGAUUUAAAGUGGUGUCUCAUAUGAUGCCAGAUUUACCAAAUGUUGGUAUGGAACGAGAUCUGGAACAAUUCAAGGAAUACUUUGAAAGUCCGGCGUUUCGCACUGACGGACUGAAAAUUUAUCCUACGUUGGUAAUUCGUGGAACUGGUUUAUAUGAGUUAUGGAGAACAGGUAGAUAUAAAAACUAUACGCCAAAUGCGUUGAUUGAUUUAGUUGCCAGAAUAUUGGCGAUGGUGCCUCCGUGGACUAGGAUUUAUCGUGUUCAGAGGGACAUUCCGAUGCCCUUGGUCACUUCUGGUGUAGAACAUGGUAAUCUUCGAGAAUUGGCUCUAAACAGAAUGAAGGACCUCGGUAUCAAGUGUAGAGAUGUGAGAACUCGUGAAGUUGGUAUACAAGACAUUCAUAAUAAGAUUAAACCUGAGGAGGUUGAAUUGAUUCGAAGAGACUAUGUAGCCAAUGGAGGUUGGGAAACUUUCCUCUCAUAUGAAGACCCAAAACAAGAUAUACUCAUUGGUUUGCUUCGCCUGCGUAAAUGCACCACACCAAAUUCUACACCGUUUAGUACAUUCCGACCUGAGCUUGUUGAAUAUCCAACAAGUAUUAUUAGAGAGUUGCACGUAUACGGAAGCGUG